AUGACUAUGCUGCUAGACGACCUGAGUGGAAGACCGUCUAGCGAUGAUGAAGAUCGAGAUCCUCAUAAAGUCCAUUUCAACCCGCCAGUGUUCACAUUAUGGAAGGGACGCUUUGUAAUUAGAUUAUCCUUCAUACGUUACGUGACAUUCACCAUAAUAGGGAUCUCCCUUUUAUGGCCCUGGAACGCCUUCUUAUCUGCUUCUGCUUAUUAUGGUGAACGGUUUGCCAACUCGCCAAAGUUAGUCAAGGUUUAUUCGUCAACCAUGAUGUCUGUUUCCACUGUGACCUCGACCUUGUACAACUACUACUUGUCUCAAUCUCAAACAGGAGUCAGUUAUAACCAUAGAUUGAACUUGGGUUUGGGGAUUACUAUUGCCAUUUUUGUUAUUAUGGCCAUCCUGAGUAUAUCUGAAACCUUUAUAAGUAUGGGAGACGAGUCGUUUUUCACCAUGUUGAUGCUUAUGGUGUUUGUGUCUUCCUUGGCUACUUGUUUGGCUCAGAAUGGGACUAUGGCUAUAGUCAACGUGUUGGGUGGUGUAUUUGCCAAUGGGGUUAUGGUUGGCCAAGCUAUAGCAGGUGUUUUACCGAGUAUUGCCUUGAUCUUAUCGAUUCUAUUGGUUGAACAUGCCAACCUCAAAAAAGGUGAUGGUGAUGAUGAUCCCCAAUAUCAGCCUGUUGAAAAGAAUUAUGGGGUAUUCAUCUAUUAUAUUACCGCCAGUAUAAUUGCCACCAUUUCCAUGCUUCUAUUCUACUGCAUCAAUUACUUUGAGCUGGAAACGAACUACAGUGCUCUCCAUAUCAAUGAUGAUGAUACAGAAGCAGUUGCAGCCAGCAAUCUCUAUAUGGAAACAGAAAUAGAAGACGGAGCAGAAGAAGAAAUUGUUCAGAAGGCUCAUGUCCCCUUUGGAUUGUUAUGGAGCAAAUUAAAGUUGAUUGUUAUGACCAUCUUUUUUACGUUCAGUAUAACAUUAAUCUUCCCCGUAUUUGCGUCUACGGUGACUUCUAUCCACAAGGAUGAAUCCAAGCACGUUUUCUUCCAAAAUAGUAUUUACAUCCCUUUCAUUUAUUUGAUUUGGAAUUUAGGUGAUUUGACCGGAAGAAUCUUGUGUGGCUACAGGUUUUUCAUUAUCACCAACCCCAGACUUUUGAUUUUUUAUUCCCUUUGCAGAAUCUUGUUUGUGCCGUUAUUCUUAACCUGCAACAUCAAUGGCAACGGAGCGGUGAUGAAAUCUGAUUUUUGGUAUAUUUUCUUACAGUUGGUGUUUGGAGUCUCCAAUGGUCAGCUUUGUACAUCAUCUUUUAUGAUUAUCCGAGACUAUUGUGAUACUGAUGACGAGAAGGAAGCUGCUGGAGGAUUCUCAACCGUGUUUCUAAGUGUUGGGUUGGCUGUUGGUAGUCUUUUCAGUUACUUAUUAGUUGCAGCCAUUAGUUAA
Lizanozyma spartinae is the source of this 1434-nucleotide messenger RNA. RefSeq names its product nucleoside transmembrane transporter. Gene Ontology annotation, biological process: nucleoside transmembrane transport. Gene Ontology annotation, molecular function: nicotinamide riboside transmembrane transporter activity; nucleobase transmembrane transporter activity. The coding region runs from base 1 to 1434 and encodes 477 amino acids. The transcript is spliced from 2 exons. The record is from RefSeq and is a predicted model, not a curated record. Gene Ontology annotation, cellular component: plasma membrane; fungal-type vacuole membrane. Lineage: Eukaryota; Fungi; Ascomycota; Pichiomycetes; Serinales; Debaryomycetaceae.